Molecule: messenger RNA, 343 nt
Organism: Trichoderma asperellum CBS 433.97
Lineage: Eukaryota; Fungi; Ascomycota; Sordariomycetes; Hypocreales; Hypocreaceae
Source: RefSeq, a predicted model, not a curated record
UUACACUGAUGAAAAAAUCUUGAACCCGAGCAACAUUUUAUAGAUUUGUCAAGGCAUCACAUGCGUCUUGCUAUAACCUUUUCCUACGCGUUGUUUAUUGAGCAAUGUUUUCGAUAAUAGACAAAUGUAUUAUAGUUUUGCUGUUACAGUGUUUAUACAAACUUUUUUUCUUUUUUUUGUCGGUAUCAGUUGCUCACAUGUGCUGUCUCUAUAAGCCUCAAACAUUCCGUGCGACUAUACUGACCUCUACGCAUAAUAUCAUACGACACCUGUUCAAAUUGGUCUACAUGCUGGCUUGUUAACAGGCGUGAACAGCCCAAAUAAGCAUAGUAAAGCCUUGCAG